Messenger RNA from Cavia porcellus (domestic guinea pig), 2506 nucleotides. RefSeq names its product delta like canonical Notch ligand 3 (gene Dll3). Bases 534 to 2288 code for a protein of 584 amino acids. Gene Ontology annotation, biological process: negative regulation of Notch signaling pathway; multicellular organism development; Notch signaling pathway. Gene Ontology annotation, cellular component: plasma membrane. Gene Ontology annotation, molecular function: Notch binding; calcium ion binding. Lineage: Eukaryota; Metazoa; Chordata; Mammalia; Rodentia; Caviidae. The record is from RefSeq and is a predicted model, not a curated record. The transcript has 9 exons.
ACACACACUACCGCUCGCACACACUGCCAGCUGGAGGCCCCUGCACAGACCACAAAGUCGCAGGUCCGACAACUACCCAGUUGUGAACACAUACACACUGAGUGUCACACAGUCCGUGAAGUCACCUGCACGACUACUUGACCGCUCAGGUGUAGCUCAAUCACGGAGAAUUUAGAAUCACUUACGAAUCACAGUUCCAAGCUCCUGUGGAGCCACGCACACAAUCCCUCUUAGACACACGCUCCAGUACCCACUGCGCACAGCACACGCACACGCAGACCCUUAGAACCCUGUGAGGCCUCUCGCACAGCCUACACGACCCAGCCACACUCACAGCCCGCUAGUUUCACACGGGAUCUCACGCUGCCCACCUCGCUAGACACCAUCUCCAAGUUGCUCCCGCACGGCCCACCUCCCCCAACCCCUCCCCCGGGGCCCUAGGAGCCCGAGGCUGCCUGGAGGGGCGGGGCCGUCGCUCAGAUAUAAGGCCCAGGAGCUGCAGCAGCUGCGACCCCCGAGCCCCCUGAAAGGCCAUGGUCUGCUCGCCAGUAUCCCGGUGGCUAGUCCUGGUGCUCCUUCUCCUUCCCCAGGCACAUCCCGCCGGUGUCUUCGAGCUGCAGAUCCUUUCUUUCGGGCCGGGCCCGGGCCCAGGGCUCCCACAGUCCCCCUGCAGCGCUCGGGGCUCCUGCCGCCUCUUCUUCAGGGUCUGUCUGAAGCCAGGGGCCUCCGAGGAGGCCGCAGAGUUCCCGUGCGUCCUAGGCGCGGCGCUGAGUGCGCGAGGACCCGUCUACACCGAGCAGCCCGGAGCUCCCGCACCUGACCUGCCGCUGCCCGACCGCCUUAUGCGCGUGCCCUUCCGGGACGCCUGGCCGGGCACCUUCUCCCUCACCAUCGAGACCUGGAGAGAGGAGCUGGGAGAGCAGGUGGGAGAGCCCGCCUGGAGCCUGCUGGCGCGCGUGGCCGGACGGCGGCGACUGGCAGCCGGGGGCCCGUGGGCCAGGGACGUGCAGCGCGCAGGCGUCUGGGAGCUGCGCUUCUCCUACCGCGCGCGCUGCCAGCCGCCUGCUGUCGGGGCCGCGUGUGCGCGCCUGUGUCGCUUGCGAAGCGCCCCCUCGCGGUGCGGCCCGGGACUACGCCCCUGCACGCCGUUCGAGGACCAAUGCGAGGAUCCUCCCGUAUGCCUAAAAGGCUGCAGCCCGGAGCACGGCUUCUGUGAGCAGCCGGAUGAGUGCCAGUGCCUGGAGGGCUGGACUGGGCCCCUCUGCACUGUCCCUGUCUCAACCAGCAGCUGCCUUGGGCCCCGGGGCCCGUCCUCUGCCACCGCUGGAUGCCUCGUACCUGGGCCUGGACCUUGUGAUGGGAACCCUUGUGCCAACGGGGGCAGCUGCAGCGAGACGUCUGGCUCCUUCGAGUGCACCUGUCCCCGGGGCUUCUACGGGUUGCGGUGUGAGGUCAGCGGGGUGACCUGUGCUGAUGGACCUUGCUUCAAUGGUGGCUUGUGUGUUGGGGGCGCCGAUCCAGACUCUGCCUACGUCUGCCACUGCCCACCUGGUUUCCAAGGCUCCAACUGUGAGAAGAGGGUGGACCGGUGCAGCCUGCAGCCCUGUCAGAAUGGCGGGGUCUGCCUGGACCUGGGUCACGCCCUGCGCUGCCGCUGCCGCGCUGGCUUCGCGGGGCCUCGCUGCGAGCACGACCUGGACGACUGCGCCGGCCGCGCCUGCGCCAACGGCGGCACGUGCGUGGAGGGCGGCGGCACGCGCCGCUGCUCGUGCGCGCUGGGCUUCGGCGGCCGCGACUGCCGCGAGCGCGCGGACCCCUGCGCCGGGCGCCCCUGCGCUCACGGCGGCCGCUGCUACGCCCACUUCUCGGGCCUCGUCUGCGCCUGCGCGCCUGGCUACAUGGGCGCGCGCUGCGAGUUCCCGGUUCACCCCGACGGCGCAGGCGCGGUGCCCGCGGCCUCGCCGGGUCUCGGGCAGACGGAUCCCCGGCGCUUCCUUCUGCCGCCGGCUCUGGGGCUGCUGGUGGCCGCAGGCAUGGCCGGCACCGCGCUCUUGCUGAUCCACCUGCGCCGCCGCAGCAGCCCUGGCCGGGAUUCUGGGUCCCGCUUGCUGGCGGGGACCCCAGAGCCAUCGCUCCAGGCGCUCCCUGAUGCAUUCAACAACCUGAGGACGCAGGAGGGUUCCGGGGAUGGCCAGAGCUCGACCACCGGUUGGAUUCGCCCGGAAGAUGGAGACUCGCGAUCGAUUUACAUCAUAUCCGCUCCUUCCAUCUAUGCUCAGGAGGCCUGACCUGACCCUCUCUCAGCGCCUGAAGACAGAGCCUGGAUAUGUUUGUUGUUCAGUGUUACCCAAUCUCUGCCCCACACACUCCGGAGUGCUAGCUGAAUGGGUGGCUGGGAGAACUUCUGUUGGAAAUUGUACAUAAUGGUUAUUUAUAUCCCUUUUUUUUUUCCUCUUCCCAUCUCACCAGAAACAUCUUUAUAAAGACUCUUAUUUUUUACCAAGUA